CUCGCGUCUCUCCCGGUAAGUUCUGAAUGUAAACCGUUAUACAAGUAUAAUGUGCUUAUAACCAGGAAUUCAAGAUUAUUUACAGGUGGACAUGAAGGUGUCAGCGGUAGGGGGGUCCGAAGUUCUGAGGGCCAAGCCCCCCCAACUGGUUGCCCGACGCAACGCCCGAGAGAGGAGGCGAGUCCAAGCCGUCAACUCAGCGUUCGCUCGACUGCGGCGAGUGGUACCUCUAGAGCACUCCAGGGGCAAGCGCGUCAGCAAGGUAAAAACUCUGCAGCGAGCCAUAGAGUACAUCAGCAGUCUGCUGAGUCUACUGCGUCAUCCUCAGCACCAUCCUUGGGAAUACAGAGUGUUUGUUCCAGUUGCUGACGCCUUACAGUACAAUUUCCAGUAAACUUGAAACCCAUGACGUUUUGGUAUAACUCCUACUUACGAUUCUCUCUCAAUAUAUAU
Molecule: messenger RNA, 453 nt
Organism: Homalodisca vitripennis (glassy-winged sharpshooter)
Lineage: Eukaryota; Metazoa; Arthropoda; Insecta; Hemiptera; Cicadellidae
Product: achaete-scute homolog 3-like
Exons: 4
Coding region: 92-394 (100 amino acids)
Biological process (GO): developmental process; regulation of transcription by RNA polymerase II
Molecular function (GO): RNA polymerase II transcription regulatory region sequence-specific DNA binding; protein dimerization activity; DNA-binding transcription factor activity, RNA polymerase II-specific
Source: RefSeq, a predicted model, not a curated record